Molecule: messenger RNA, 2632 nt
Organism: Chelonus insularis
Lineage: Eukaryota; Metazoa; Arthropoda; Insecta; Hymenoptera; Braconidae
Gene: alpha-Man-Ib
Product: alpha-Mannosidase class I b
Exons: 4
Coding region: 226-2037 (603 amino acids)
Biological process (GO): carbohydrate metabolic process; mannose trimming involved in glycoprotein ERAD pathway
Cellular component (GO): membrane; endoplasmic reticulum
Molecular function (GO): mannosyl-oligosaccharide 1,2-alpha-mannosidase activity; calcium ion binding
Source: RefSeq, a predicted model, not a curated record
AUCCUAUAGAACAUGCUUUUAUUGUUGCCAUUGGCAAAUAACACUUCGACAUUCCGGGAAUGUUUUUCAUCCGGAAAGUAAAUAAAAAUGUUAUUUAAUAAAUGAAUAAUUUUUGUGAGUUAUUAAAUUAUUAUAGAUGUUGUGUAAUAAAAGGUUAAGAAUCCGACGGUCAAUUUAUUUGUUUUGGACCGAGGAUUAAAUGGUUAUAACCUCUCAAACCUUAAAAUGCAAUCUUUGAGGAAUUUUGAUGGUACUGACUAUGUCAGCUUAAAUAUCAACGAUAGUGGUAUUAAUACACGAAUAUCAUCAAGAAGUUUGUGGAGGCAAUGGAACCAACUAUCCCGAUUUCAGAGAAAUAUAUGUUACUUUGUAAUUAUAACGAUUCUUCUCCUCAUCUUUUAUUUUUUACCGGGAGACAAUCUAAACUCUAUCUCUGACAAUGAAAUUGAUUAUGAAGGUGGCAAUCUUGAUAAAAUUACUACAAAAACAUUCAAGAUAAUAGAAGAAACUCAUAUUGAUCAUAAUGAUCAUGUAGAUCAGAAUGAAGGUGCUGCGGUAGGACAGGUAAUUGAAGAACCUGAGUUCCCACCAGAAAUAAAUCAAGUAGACGACGAUCAAAUAGGUGAACCUCCUCAACCUAAACCCAACGUGCUCAAAUUUAAUGGGCCUCAGAAUGAACGACAAAAAGCUAUAGUAAAAGCGUUUAAACAUUCGUGGAAAGGAUACAAAAAAUAUGCUUGGGGUCGUGAUAAUGUUAAACCUAUUUCGAGAGGUUAUCAUGAAUGGUUCGGAUUAGGACUUACAAUAGUUGAUUCGUUAGAUACCAUGUAUAUGAUGGCUUUGAAUGAAGAGUAUACAGACGCUCGUAAUUGGGUUGAAAAUAAUCUAAAAUUCGAUCUCAACCGCGACGUGAAUCUUUUCGAAGUAACAAUACGAGUCCUUGGUGGAUUAUUAUCAGCCUAUCAUCUCUCGGGUGACAAAUUAUUCUUAGACAAAGCUACAGAUCUGGGCGAUCGCAUGAUGCCUGCUUUUUCUACAACCUCUGGGGUGCCGUAUUCUGAUGUAAAUUUAGGUACAAAGAGUGCUCAUAGUCCUAAAUGGGGUCCAGACAGUAGUACAAGUGAAGUUACAUCUAUUCAAUUAGAAUUUCGCGAUCUUAGUCGCAUUACCGGCCAACCGAGAUUCGAAACAGCUGCUGCUAAAGUUUCGGAGCACAUUCAUGAACUUGAAAAAUAUGACGGAUUAGUUCCCAUUUUCAUUAAUGCCAAUACUGGACUUUUUAGAAAACACGCAACAAUUACAUUAGGAGCUCGUGGAGAUAGUUACUACGAGUACUUACUUAAACAAUGGUUGCAAACUGGGAAAACCAUUGAUUACUUACGAGAUGAUUAUCUUUUGGGAAUUUAUGGGACUGAAAAACAUCUCGUCAGGCGCACUGCAAAAAAUAAAUACUUAUUCAUAGCAGAACUUAUUGGUGUUUCAAGAGAUAUGAAACCAAAAAUGGACCAUUUAACAUGUUACUUACCAGGAACAUUAGCUCUAGGUGUUCACCAUGGUUUACCCGAUGAACACAUGACUUUGGCUAAAGAACUCACGAAUACCUGCUAUCAAACUUAUGCUAUACAGCCAACUUUUUUAGCCCCAGAAAUUACAUAUUUUAAUGUUCAAGGAAUUGAAGAUGAUAAUCAGUUAGAUAUGUAUGUCAAAAAUACCGAUGCUCAUAAUUUAUUACGUCCGGAAUUUAUUGAAAGCCUUUUUUAUAUGUGGUACUUUACUGGAAAUAAAACAUACCAAGAUUGGGGCUGGAAAAUUUUUCAAGGUUUUGAAAAUUACACAAAAGUUGAGAAUGGCUACACAAGCAUCGGUAAUGUACGAAAUCCUUUGAAUACAAGACCUCGUGACAUGACUGAAAGUUUCUGGUAUGCAGAGACAUUGAAGUACUUGUAUUUAUUGUUCGACGAUACGAGGCAGUUGGUAGAUCUUGAUCGAUGGGUAUUCAAUUCUGAGGGUCAUCCUUUACCUAUGUAUGAAAUUUAAAAUAGCUUUUUUAUUCUGUCUGAAAUUAACGAAAGUCUUUGUGAAAUUAAAUACACGGAGUGCAAAUGAUUUUUAUAGUAAUAUUUAACUAAGUAUAAACUAAUUACAUAAUUUAAUUUAGAUGAAUGAUUGAAGUUUUAAAUGUUCAUUCGUUCUUCCACGAUAGUUCAAGUUAUUAAUUUGCAAAGACUUUUGAUAAUCGGAACUCUUAAUAGAAAAAUGACUUUAGGGAAAAAUUUCAUUAUAGAACAUAAUUAUAUGCAUAUUUUCUACCAAUUACUAUUUUUAUCGCGACUUAAAGUCUCUUAAGUUGAUAGGAAAAUAUUGUUUUUAAAUAUACAUUAUUUUAAGAUUAAAAUCAAUUGGUUAUUGUUAAGUUGUAAGUUUAAAAUUUUUCUAUUUAUAAUUUUGUUAUUAGAACUAUACUUUUACUAUAAACCAAUUUUUUUUUUUGAUAAAAUCAUGUAAUUUGCGACAUAAAAGGAUUUUAAAUGAUAACGACUGGUAGAAAAAAUGAGAAACAAGUAGAAACAUCUAGUCUAUUAUUAAUUUAUGUAAACGUCAAUUAUGUUUGAUAAAUAAUUCUACUAUUAAA